This is a messenger RNA of Pseudomassariella vexata, 748 nucleotides long. RefSeq lists its product as uncharacterized. NCBI's taxonomy places the organism in Eukaryota, Fungi, Ascomycota, Sordariomycetes, Amphisphaeriales, Pseudomassariaceae. The transcript has a single exon. The record is from RefSeq and is a predicted model, not a curated record. The coding region runs from base 217 to 645 and encodes 142 amino acids.
AGGUAACAAGUCGGUGACUGAGCGAAUCGACAAUGGCAUGAGAAUCGUCAUGCCUCAAAUACGCGAUGUGCACUUCAACAAUGUGAUGAAUUUCUCAAGCCGCGGCCACUGCCCCAAGACAUGUUGUAUAAGCAGUAGUCCUUGAUGCGCCGAGUGUGUAAGGGUUUCAGUCUGAACAACAACCUCGCCCACCUGAUCCAGCAAGUGGGAGAUUAGAUGUCGACCCCCAAGUCCUCCCUCAUUGGCCUGCAAGCCAGCCCGCGCGCGGACUCACGAGUCAAGGAUAUCGCACUACUACUCAUCGCGGUACUGCACCUCCAAUUUUCUCAAGUUAUAUGGUACUUGUCGACCUCAGAGCAGAAAAAACAUAUCCCUUCGAUGGUCGAAGUGCUCAAAAGUCUGGUCUACCAAAUAGUUCGCAUGGACACCGGAAUUUUAGCAGAACGCCUGUAUACAAUCACAGCCGAAAAGCUGAAUCCGCAACUCUCGAAAGAUGAGUGGCUCUGCUUACUCUACCUGGUGCUGGAACACCAAAUCUUUCAUUAUCGUGGAAGCAGAGGAUGUCUUCAGGUGCUCCAAGCAAAGACACGGUUCUACGGAUCUAUUUCUGAAAGUGUUCCAAAGGAUCGUAGAUCCGUCUUCUGAUUGCAGAAUCUCCAUCAAACUUCUUGUCGUGAGCUGUGGCGUGGUCGAAAAGGGCCAUCUCUUAGGAAACAAUAACACGGUCGUGUCGGUUCAGAGGCCGAUG